CAAUAUCCCACAGACACCUUUGAGAGACAUUGGGGACAAAGACCGUCGAUGGCAGGACCCCUGGUCGGCCAAAUCAGGAAAGCACUUGGCUUGCUUCAGAGCUCUUGCAGGUAGUCGUCGGUUAUCAAGAGGUCCGGGCGGGAGUAUUCGUCCGUAACGAUGAUCCGGGAAGGAGCGGGAUGAAUGACGAGAGAUGGUUUGUUGAUGACUGCAGUAGGAAACUGGAAGCAUGAGGUCAAAAAAGGUCCAUGGCUUCCCGUCCUGUGUUUGAUCUAGCAAGUUUGCGGGCUUUUCCGUAACACCGAGCUGGCCCAGCUAAUCUCAGCUCCCUGGGUCGUGACGUGGGUGGAUAUUGAGCUUGUGUAGAGUGCCUGCCCCUGGGGGAGUUGCUCUUUCCAUUUUCGAUCAUGAACAAUGCUGCCCACCACUUUGUAAGUCUCCACCUUCCUUGAUGUAUCCGAGUAGGUGGUUUCGUUGGGGCCGGCCAGGCAUUUUGGUUUCGACACUGUGGCUAUUUCAAGAUAUUUCUCGUACUAGUAUCUGGCCUUUUGCUCUCAUCUACCUCCUCAUUGUUUACACUUGCCGUCACCAAAGCGAGUGGCCCCAAGCUCCCGCAGAGCUCUGCCCACCCACCUCGACUUAUACCUUCGCGUCGUCAGAGGUUCAAAAGCACCGGAGCAGCCUCAGAAUCUGACAACAUGGGCACCUUCUCCGCGUAUCCCGUUUUGACCGCCACCGUUCUUCUUCUGGGCCUCGUGUUCCCCUUGUUAACCUCAGGCGAAGGUGGCUUCACCCAUGACUGCGCCUAUGCAGGCGCCAACCUGACCGACAAACAUCACUGGAUUGGUGUCUAUUGUCUCAACGACGAUGUUGAUAUUUACGGAUUCAAUUACAGCAUGCUGGACUUGGAUCAUUGCGCGGGAAACAAUGCUGGACAGCUUGUAGUAUAUGAGAAUGGGAACUACUCCGGAUCAUGCGAGAACUGUACCUUUAUUCAUGACAAGUCGCUGCAUUUGAGUUGUUUGUGUUGGGAUAUGAACGGCGGGCACACUAACUCAACGCUCGACUUGAACACCACACUCUAUGACUCGAAUGGGGCUGUUGGCUGUUACAGUUUCCUCGGGAACAAGACAUGGGAGCCGGCGCCGGAUUCUUGACCGGGGAGCGUUGCAUCUUUUGCCUGACUUCUGAUACAACUACAUAUCGGCAUGCUAUGUUGGUAAAAUCUGCACUUGAUUGUGGUUUUUACGUCAAUUUCCUUCGUUCUUACUUUUUCUUUUCACUAUUUCCUGCCCCUGCUAGCGGGAUGGUACGAUUCUAACACUUUCGCGGAGAAAUAUAUGUUGUCAUUCUCCAAAAAUAGGUACACCCCUUAUACAAUGAUACCUCUCACCACAACUUCACUGAGCAGACCUACAUCUACGCGGCCCUUUUGGGCCGUUGA
Molecule: messenger RNA, 1444 nt
Organism: Podospora bellae-mahoneyi
Lineage: Eukaryota; Fungi; Ascomycota; Sordariomycetes; Sordariales; Podosporaceae
Exons: 4
Coding region: 699-1157 (152 amino acids)
Source: RefSeq, a predicted model, not a curated record